Molecule: messenger RNA, 1142 nt
Organism: Pipistrellus kuhlii (Kuhl's pipistrelle)
Lineage: Eukaryota; Metazoa; Chordata; Mammalia; Chiroptera; Vespertilionidae
Gene: NABP1
Product: nucleic acid binding protein 1
Exons: 6
Coding region: 111-725 (204 amino acids)
Biological process (GO): response to ionizing radiation; double-strand break repair via homologous recombination; mitotic cell cycle checkpoint signaling
Cellular component (GO): SOSS complex
Molecular function (GO): DNA binding
Source: RefSeq, a predicted model, not a curated record
CCCUCCUCGUGCCGCCCCCGCCCCAGGUCGCCCCUGCCCCUGCCCCGGGGGGGAAGCGGCCCCGCGCCCUCCCGCCCGCGCCUCCGCAGCCGCCCUGCACCCGCCUCAAUAUGAACGGGCUCAGCGACCCGCCUCUUUUUAUAAAAGACAUUAAGCCCGGACUGAAAAACUUAAAUGUCGUCUUUAUUGUCCUGGAGAUAGGACGCGUGACCAAAACCAAAGACGGCCACGAGGUGCGGUCCUGCAAAGUGGCCGACAAGACGGGCAGCAUCACCAUCUCCGUGUGGGACGAGAUCGGCGGCCUCAUCCAGCCCGGGGACAUCAUCCGGUUGACCCGCGGGUAUGCAUCCAUGUGGAAAGGGUGUCUGACGCUUUAUACUGGAAGAGGCGGAGAACUUCAGAAAAUUGGGGAGUUUUGUAUGGUUUAUUCAGAAGUGCCAAAUUUCAGUGAACCCAAUCCAGAUUACCGAGGACAACCAAACAAAGGGGCACAUAGUGAACAGAAGAAUAAUUCCAUGAAUGGUAAUAUGGGUACAGGUACAUUUGGAUCAAUGGGAAAUGGGGUUCAGCCCAGCGCAGAACCACGGGGAUGCCAGUUUUCCUUUGCUGGUAGAAGCAAUGGCCGGGGGCCUGGGAGCCAGCAGCCAGCUGGAGCAGCUGGUAAUCAGACAGGCACGGCCACAAUGAGUAAUGGCAGGGACCCUCGGAGAGCCUUGAAAAGAUGACCGAUGCCAAAUACCCACAUGUAGUGUGUAAACUACGUGCCCUACUUGAACACGCACUGCACUUUUAUUUAUGGUUAACUGUGAAAACCGUUCUUUGUCGGUUCCCUUUUUAUGUUUCUGGUUUGUUAACAAGAGUUGUUUGCUUUUAUAGCAAGACUGUUAAGCUGCUUGAGUCUCCUGUGGAAGAAGGGGAACGCCUGAAAAGUAGGGGUGUUGAUUUCUAGAGCCAAAAUGUCUUUGGAUAGCUUCAACAGCCUGCCCCACCUCCCCCCACCCGUGGGGGAGCUACUUAAGACAUCAGCAUUACCUGCCUCUCUGAGUCUAUCUUUUGCGGACAGUUUGUAAUAUUUAAAAUAAGGCUUAGUGGGAGCUGUUCUCUGUCUUAAAGUGAUAUUGCCAACUAAAGUGAUAACCACC